Topomyia yanbarensis is the source of this 2206-nucleotide messenger RNA. RefSeq lists its product as uncharacterized. The record is from RefSeq and is a predicted model, not a curated record. Bases 118 to 1908 code for a protein of 596 amino acids. The transcript has 8 exons. Gene Ontology annotation, molecular function: RNA binding. NCBI's taxonomy places the organism in Eukaryota, Metazoa, Arthropoda, Insecta, Diptera, Culicidae.
UUUUGUUUAUGUUUAAUCAUCCAGGUGAAAUAUAUGCAUUCCUAUCUUCUUUUCCGUUGCAAAUAUCGAUCGAUAGCAGUUGAUUAGGUGCAUCUGUUUUUAUCACCAGUGUCUAUAAUGCAGCACAGGCCAAGUAUUUCAAGUAGGUGUUCCUUGUUCUCACAGAAAAGUCCUCCGGGAAUACGACGUCGCCCAAAACCUGCGCAACCUCGGUUGGGCAAGUCCCACUAUGGCUUCAAUGUCGAUUCUGGAUUCGAGACCUCCGAAUUUGACCUGGUGGAUUUUGCCGAGGAUGUGUUCAAUUGUCAGGAUCCGAAACCUCCGAGACUGAUUGAAGAAGCCGCAGCUCUAUUCGGACUGGUGGCUGGCACUGCGAAUCGUCGACCAACGACAGGGCAUAGUCGUGUCCGAGUUACUGAACAACCAAAACGGAGUCUACAUCCGUUUAACACGGGACGAUAUCAACGGCGCAGAAAUCGAAGUCGAGUCUCGUUCGACUUUGACCCGUCCCAUGACCUAGUGGAUGACUUGCAGUCGAGUGAAGACCACCGUGGACAUCAGUCGCCUCAGCAGCAGCAGCAGCAUCAACUGACUGCAUCGAAACAAACACUUACCGCUGCCAGCAGUUCAUCACCAGCUUCGCCGGCCAAGCCAAUCGUCAGACCGGAACUUUCGCAACCGGCCCGGAAGAUGAACUGGAACAGAAACGAUGCAGUCAAGGCUCUGAUGGUCGAGGCUAGGGCCAUUGAACUGCUAAAAUCUCCACACGUGCUGGUGCUGCGUUUUCCCGAUCCCGAGCUGAGUAAGGAGAUUGUUCAAGGAUAUUCGGCCAGCAUCGAGAAUGUCAUCUUUCAUCGACCCUCUACGCCACGCUAUUGCAUGGUACAUUUGAAGCCGGAUGCCGAUGUGGAGCGGGUAAUUCUGCAACUUUCGAAGAUAUCGUUUGGCGCCGGUAAAAUAGUUGUCGAACGGAAGACGAAGCAUGUUGAACCGAAGCCAACGGCCAAACCUGAAGAGAUUGACCCAUUGACCUUGUUUAUUGGAAAUCUACCGAAUGCUGUCACAGUAUAUACUGUAAAGCAAAUGUUCCCAACGGCACGGCGUAUUGAUAUUGGCCAUGCACAACGGAUGAAACACACCCGGUACGCCUUCAUUCGGUUUCACAAUGCCGACGACGCAAUCGGGGCGUUCAAGGUCAAUCUAAACAAGGUGAUCGAUGGUAAAAAUAUCAUAAUACGCUUUCGCCGCUACAAUGCUCCAAUCGCAAUGCCGGAGGACACUAAUACACCGAAGACGCCGAAACGACAGAAGGGAGCUGCUGGUCAAUUGAUUGUCUCCGUCGAGCAGAAACCAAAUCGCAUAUGUGGUCGAAAUGAUCAGCACAGGCCGGAGAUUCAUCGCUCAGAUACAUUGAAUACUAUCAAAACGGAAAUUUUAGACGACGAUUACGUGAGGGAGGAGUUACGAAUACAAUCACGGGUUAAACCUGAACCGCCGGAUUUUCCAGAUGAAAAACCUGAAGUUUACGAUGAAGAGGAUGACGAUGACAUCGAAGAUUUUUUGGAAGACGACGAAGAUGAAGACGUUAACUUCGAUGAAAUAAACGCCGAUGAAAACUACUGUGAUGAUGACGAUACUGAUAUUGAUGCGUUAGAUAAAAACUAUUGGACGCUGGAGCAGUUACGCAAUAAGGCAGGUGAUGAUGCAUCGUCGUCCGCAUCUGGUUCUAAGAAAAGUGACGUUUUUAUCGAACUAGAAUCUGGUACCAAAACUAGUUCAACAACAUUCAAUACGCACAAAACUAAGGAAAACAAAGCUGUAUCUAGUUUUAUCGUAAGCAAAAGACGUGAUGAUCAAUUGCAGGAUCUGUUCAGUUGUUUGGAACCGGAUGACGAUUUGUCGCUGUAGGAUUGCUCUGUGAUACGGGCUGUGUUUUAAUGAUCUCAAUUUAGCAUGUUUCAUGUGUUAAAAUGUUUAGGUAGAACUUACCUUAGUCAUUCACUAGCAACUAGUGACUCUUGAAAGACUGCUUUAUUAGCCAUCAACGAAUAUCUACUGCCGUUGAGUAGACUCAAGCCAAAUACUAUAAGAUGUAACUGCUUCCUUACACGUUAGGGUUAAAUACUAAACUACCCUUUCAGUAAUAUUUGUUUAUGCCAAUUACAUAUUUAUUUUGUGUUUGAAUUGAAACAAUAUAUACGCUUUG